Lycium ferocissimum is the source of this 846-nucleotide messenger RNA. RefSeq lists its product as uncharacterized. Lineage: Eukaryota; Viridiplantae; Streptophyta; Magnoliopsida; Solanales; Solanaceae. The transcript is spliced from 5 exons. The coding region runs from base 1 to 846 and encodes 281 amino acids. The record is from RefSeq and is a predicted model, not a curated record.
AUGGCAGAACGGUCAGGUUUGGGUAGACGUUUUUCGACCCUACAGCCUGCAUCAGUGGACGAACCCGCCACACUGGGUUCAAAUUUUGAUAUUUCAGGAUCAGCAUGGCUCAUUGCCGAGGCUAAAAAGAAGAAGAAAAAACCCAAGUCGAGGGGUCAGAAAAGAAAAAAGAGCUCGAAGGAUGCCGCAGAGAAGAUGACAGGACUCUCAUGGCAGUGCCUUCUCAACCAGGGUAUGUAUGCUGAAAACCGGGCUAUCAUGCUUGUGAAUAAGGGUUUUAUUCGAGCUCAGCAUGAGAUAGAUGACUUACGGGCCCAGUUGGAUGCCCAGAGUCAAGAAACUGAGGAGUUUAAACUUCUCCUUCAACAAAAAGAAGAUCAAUUAAGCCAAAUAAAAAACAAAGUCCUAGAAGAGGACAAUAAGCAGCUCUACCAGGGGAACUCCGAGUACGUCUCAAAGCUCAGUGAAUUAGAGGCCACUAUUACCCAAUUGAGGCAGGGACUAGAUUCGGUCAAAGGCCAGGCCGCAAACAUGGAGGAAAAGUUUAGGCGGCUUGAGUCCAAAAGGGCCGCUGAGAAAGAAAACUUGAAGGUUGCCCAAGAGAAGGUCGAGACUCGAGCCCGGGCCAAUGAGAAACUCAAGAGUGAGCUCGAUGCCGCUAUUCGAGACAAUGAUGGACUUCAGGCCGAGCUGGCAACUUCUAACGAGGGUCGGAUUACUCUGAGUGAUAUGAGGUCUGAGUUGGAGGAAAAAUUAAAAAAGGCUCAGUUCGACCUGAAGGAAGCCUAUGAAGAAAUUGAGGCUACCGAGGCUCGAUCCACCCUUUUAGUAGAAUAUGAGAAGUGA